Messenger RNA from Salpingoeca rosetta, 1410 nucleotides. RefSeq lists its product as uncharacterized. Gene Ontology annotation, molecular function: D-cysteine desulfhydrase activity. The record is from RefSeq and is a predicted model, not a curated record. The transcript is spliced from 3 exons. The coding region runs from base 1 to 1410 and encodes 469 amino acids. Lineage: Eukaryota; Choanoflagellata; Craspedida; Salpingoecidae.
AUGAAGCAAGCCCAAGCACUCGCAACACGUGUUGCUGUCGCAUCUCGCGGCGUGUCGCCCUUACAUACGGUGCAUGUAACACCACCACCACCAGCAGCACCACCAGCAACAGCAGCAGCAGCAGACGCGCGCCAGCGAGGAGAAGAAGGCCGUGCCAGCCCGUCUAAACGCACACGUGUGUAUGUGAAGCGGGAUGACCUGUUGCGCACGCCCCUGAACGGCAACAAGGCCCGUAAGCUGGCAUGGCUCACUGAAGAGGUAUUCACCUUGCCAUCGUCGUCACUGCCACACCUGGUGUCCUUUGGCGGCUACCGGUCCAACGUGCUGCCGGCCCUGUCAGCGCUGCACGCGCACUUCCAUACCCCAUGCCACUUCUGGACCAGCCAGCCCCCACCACACCUUGAACACGAUGUCUGCACACCUGGCGUGCAGUUCCACCACCCUUCAAAGCGGUGCACUUGGGAUGAACUGGAGCAGCUUGCCAAGAGCCAUGCAGCCUCGAUGCCGGACAACGCUGUCUUUGUCGCCGGUGGUGGCCACGAUACGCGUGCGGAGCUUGGCUGUCGUCAACUUGCCCAAGAGCUCGCGCACCAACUGUCCAACCUCCCAGUCAAGGCGGCCGUGGUGCUGUUCGCGUGCGGCAAUGGCACGACAUGGCACUACACGGGCCAGCACCUUCAUCGCCUGAUGGCCACCAAGUUCCCCGUCGUAUCUGCUGGCGUCCCCGUCGCCCUGAAACCGCACGACCUCAUCGCCUCCGUCGCCGCUCUCGGGCCCACCGCUGUACACGACGCUGGCAACAGCAGCAGUGGCACUGGCAACAAUGGUGGUGGUGGUUAUGCUGGUGGCGGCAACAGUGGCAGCAGUGGCAGCAGUGAUAUUGACAACUGCAGUAACAGUCACAGCGACGACAUCUCAUCGUGCAUGAUGAGCCCCCCUUCGCAGUCAUCCAUCCCCGUCCUCUCUCUGUCCAAAGACCCCGACGCAUGUCGCGCCUGGCUGCGUGAUGCCCUUUGGCCUCAGCACCACAAGCAAAGCGACGCGUCCCGCACACUACAGCCGCUUGAACCACUUGAACGGCUGCACCCCCUCACCGCCACGUCACAAUCGCUAUCGCACUGCGUGCUUGAGCCAUCGCGGCGGUAUCGGUUUGGAACGCCGCACCGCCGACUGUAUGAGUUGUGGUCGCACUGGUCCCGCUGCCACCCCGACAUCCCCAUUGACCUCCUGUACAUGCCGCCUGUGUUGGAUGUCCUCUACGAUCUGCUCCCACUCCUCCAUGCCGAGCACAACGACGACGACGACGACCAACCUGACGUCGACGCGGCUGUUGUUCUCUAUCACUGCGGCGGCCUCGAAGGCGUGCCCUCUUUGCUCUCCCGCUACCACCACCGCUUCAAGCAGCGAUAA